CAUGAGCUAUCCUCCGCAUGAUCGUUUAUCGUGUUCAGCACUCUCGGAAAGAUUACGUCAAGAAUAUCAUGACGCCUUUAAAAAAUUCUGAUAUCACGUUUCAUCAGUUCCUACAAAAGGAAGAAGCGAACUCUCUUAGCUCAGUAGUUUUCAGUUUAUUCUUCCGUACACUGUCAGCAAACCAAGAUGCCGCUACUAUUGUACGCCACGCUGAUCCUGAGUACUUUGGCUACUUGCAACGCGUGUUCUUGCCAGCCAGGUCAUCCCCAAGAAAAUUUUUGUGAUGCGCAUUUUGGUGAGUUCAUUCACUAUUAAGUUCUGAUACUUAUCACGUUUCAGCAAACGGUCAUCUUUGAAGCAAGCUACCAAAAUUGAAGUGCUAUUAUAAGUAUUCUCACCGAUUGGCAAGUGCACGUACUUAAAAGACGCCCUUUGUAGAAAGAAACGCGAAAGACCUCUGGAAGACCUCCAGCACCCAAGUUUUGCCCAUUGCAGUCCAGUGUAGAGAGGAGCUUUUGUGAAAUUUAGCUGAGACAAUAUCAUUCCUAUAGUUCACUUUCAGUAGCAAAAUUUUAAUUUAGGUUCAUCGAAAGAGGGUAUGAAGCAACUUCUUUGGAAAUUUUAUGUCAAAACUAUCCAGACUUUUAACAGUGCCUUGUAGUAUUAGGAUAUCACAUUGUCAAUAUUAACCUCUCAUCUCCUGUUUUAAAACAUUGAUAUGUUUAAAAUUCAGUUGAACAUAACAUCACCAAUUGCAAUUUAAAUAUAUGAUUAUCGUGAAAUCAAAGUGCGUGAAGAUGACCGAUGAAAGUGGCCAUGAAUUACAAAUAGGUUAUGCCGUGUAUUUAGGAGAAUUUAUCCGCUGUCGAGGAAAAAAAUGAAGAAAGCAUUACGGCGAAGAUAUCCGUUUGCUUCUUCUCAACAAACUCACGUGAUAGCUAUAUAUUCAUAGUGUAUGACUCAGUGCCGAUGAUCUAAAUCACUGCCAGGAAAACCAAACGGUGUCAUAGAUGAUAGUUUCCCGUGCAGUUUCUCCAGAUUUAGGUAGACCUAUUGCAUUAUAUUCGCCGCAAAUCGACAGGAUUCACUGAGGAUUUCCUUUAUUUAUUGCGACACAGUAGGGAGCUAAUAUAUAAGCUGGAAAUGAACCGCAGCAGCUUUUAAUAGCAGGAUUAGAAGAAGACAAGGCAAGAGAUUACCUCACAAACCCAGAGCAAGUGAUAAGUUAAAAUGAAAAAUUCUUGCCAAGAAAUCUUUUUUUUAACCUCCGGGCCACUUUACUUUAAAAGUUUAUAAUGAUUCUGUAGUAGUACAGGUAUCUCCGAUCAUCUAAGACAGGGUCUUAGGGGUACCCAGAAUUGAGGAUGUUUACAACUGAAGAAAAAUUGAAACUUAUCACAUUGUAGGCAAAUAGUUAAUAAGUUUUUGCCGUUACUUAUAAGGUUUUCACUGCGGUUAGUAAAAUUUAUUGGUCUUCCUUAGCUUUUAUGCGCCCUUCGUGAUAUGUCAUGACCACAUGUGUGUGAGUGUGCUGUGUGGAAGGGCUGCCAGCCAAAGAUAACACAAAACAAACAAUUUGUCAUCGUAAACACAUUCUUUAUUUUCACCUCUGCUUGGUUUCCAGGUCAAAACGUGUCAGUUCAACACAUUUUUCAAUACUGAGUCCAUUAUUUUAUCAAGCAAGUCUUAGGGGUUAGAUUUUGAUCGAAGCCUGUAUCUUAAAUGUUAUCAAAAGGUGAGAUUAUCUCAUUUUUCAGUAACGGAAAACCACGGAAAUAUUCCAGAUAUAUCGUUUGUUUGUUUACACAAUUUAUCGGCCAUUUAAGCUUAAUAACGCUGUUGAAGCUCGUUCAUUGAAAAAACAGCUGUUAUCUUGAUGUCGCAAUUACGGCAAUUACGCCCCGGAAACAAGCUCUUAUAAACGCUUUUCCUUUUUCAUCCUGCUUGGCACUGUAAAACACGUUUUGAAACUGUUAUAGUUUUGUUUUCUUUAUCUACCGCUUGACUCAAAUAUGUGGGCCAUGUUUUUGAUUUACCGUUUUUAAUUUCCUUCGUCCGUCGCGGAGCCUUGUUGCCUUCCAGUCAAAGACUUUUCUAACCGCAAGUCCUCUAUGCCUUUUAAGAACAUGGCAGUUCCGUUUGAGCGCGGGAAGCCACAAAAACGAGCGAGCAGAGUCGCAAGAGGACUGGGGAGAAGAAAAUCGCCAGCUUUUUAAUGUACACUGCCUACCUUCAACAUUUUUAUGUAGCUUUAUUAAGUUGAUUAGUCUGCUACACAGCCGUUUUAAGUGUCGUCACGCAACGCUCCUCCCCACAUAAGUUCAGUUUUAUAUUGCCGCUGGUGACCUCUCUAUAUUUCUUCUGAUCUCCAUAAUUUGAAAGUCUUUAAGCAUGCAAAAGUCAUUGGAAAAACGCCCGGGAAAUCGGGAUGAAAGCUGAAAGGAAAUCGUUCAUUUUUGCACGUGUCGGUCGGUAUAUCAUGCCUCGGAAAUAUUAAAGUCUUAUUUUUAGAAACGUCCCUGAGCCGUGCUGAUUUCUCCCUGAAAUGUGAGUACGUUAUUUGUGUACCGUUAUAAUGUCCAGAAUACCUUUGAAAAGCACGCUACAGCAAGGCCUUCUGACUCUCUUAGAAACGGGGAGUGGGAAUUGUCUUCUCAGGAACUUCGCUCUCUCCGGACUCAUCUAAUUUUAGUCCCCAGACUCCUUCCCUCUAGAGUGUGCCGGGCCGGGUCACAACAGGAACUUUAACGGGUCCAUCAUUUUUAAAAGUUAGAAAGUACAAUGGCAUUAGUAUUGUUCGUUAUUAAAGUCAUAGCUCGCAAAAAAACACAAUAAGCAAUAGCUUCCCGCAAUAACAGUUACAUUGGAGAACUACAAUACUCUUUUUGAUCACGUUUGAGGCCCUACUAGUAUUUAACUGCAGUUUCAAGAUUAAAAGACUCUUGCUUUUGUCUCCUUUUUCUCAUGUUUAGUGAUUCGCGCCAAAGUAUUGUCCCAGGAAGUGGUACCAGGGGAGUACUAUGACAAACGUGUCUACAAUCUAAGGAUCCUAAAAACGUAUAAAGGAGCAGUUGGCCUGAAUCAAACAAAGGACAUUCGCCCUCAUGGAUCCAAGCAACGUAGCUUGUUUACCAAGGCUUACACUUCUGUUGGAGAAAAAAAGUGUGGGAUUAAGCUGGCAAACGACACUGUCUACCUGUUGACCGGUACCAUUUCGGGACAAAAACUCCGGAUUGGUAAGUGCAAGUGGGUCCAAAGAUGGGCUGAUGUCACCCCUCGGCAGCGUAUGGGAAUACGACGCUUUUAUGGUGAUAAUUGCGACUGUCAGAUCUCACCGUGUUACGCAGAAAGCUGUAAGAAGCUACAGGGAUGUCGCAAGUCAGGCAAUUUCUAUGACAGUGACUGUGAAUGGAGACAUUCCUAUUGUCUAGUAAACGCCGAAAAAAGCGCAUGCGCAUGGCGUGAAACAGAAGAGUACAACAAAUGCAUGAAUGAAUUAGUUAUCCCUUAGGAAUAAGACAUGGAUCGAACCUUCAAAAAGAAACCAGUAUACGUAUCUGACCUUUUAGACAAAAGAUGAGAACGAGUAUGUUCUACCUUGGAACGAAACAUAUUUUACUGACAGAAAAAUUAGAUUGCACUGAAUUAUUCUGUUUACAAAGUGUGUAGAUUAGAUAGCGACCCACAGAGACUAAAAAUAUCUCUUCACUACUUUUACUUUGCACGAGCUUUUUUGUUUUUGUUUAUAUAUGACGAAGCACUUGAAAAAAAGUAGUUUUAAGCAUUUAUAAAACUAUGUCCAGGAACUUCCUACUAAAGUAUGACUUUUCAAGGGACAAAAAAUUUCAAAACAGAUUAGAGUCUUCUACAUACACAGACGACACCGCGGAGGCAAUUUCUCAUGAUAACACUGAGUAUUAACAGUGGAACACUAUGUGGAGCAGGGCUGGAUUUCAUGCUGGGAAAGAAUCAUGAAUUACUUUCUUAGUACAUCUAGAAAGUCUUUGAGUUUAGGAAUGGUCGUAUUAUAUUACAUCAAUGAGUGGUUUUACUGCCAAUAUUUCAAGAGUUUAUACUUAUCGUACGUUUAUGACGACGUAAAAAGAGUUAAGGACAGUACAUGUAAUAUUAGCUAUACAUGAUAUUAGCUGCUUUUGUUUGGUUGCUCGAGGUAAUAGUUUUUCAAUUUAACUAGUUUGACGAGAUGAAAUUCAGUCAUUAGGACUGCUAGUUUCAUAGGAAAAAAACCACAC
Molecule: messenger RNA, 4253 nt
Organism: Porites evermanni
Lineage: Eukaryota; Metazoa; Cnidaria; Anthozoa; Scleractinia; Poritidae
Source: the annotation of a GenBank genome assembly